AUGAGAUAAUCAAGAGGAAGGAAAAUUGAUACUUCCAAUUCAGAAUCUGAAAUAUAUUAAAAUUUAGGGCCAAUUCUAAAUAAACCAGGAAAUGUUCAAAAAUAAUAAAAUGGAAAGAAUUAAGGUAAACCAAAAAGUCAAACAUAAAAGAAAUCAUAAACUAAUCUAAAAAAUCAAGAAAAUAAGUUGACAAAAAAAAUGAAAGAAUAUGAGAAAUAAAUCUAAGAAUUACGAUAGUAAUUGUAAGAUGAUUAAGCAAAUUAAUAAUAUAUUGAUAGUUUCAAUACUACAAAGUAAAUAUUCAAAUUAUUAAAUUCAGAGAGUAAUAUGAUAAACUCAUAUAGACAUAUGAAGAGACAAUACAUUAACUUAAAUAGACAGAACUAAAUUUAUUAGAAGAAUUACAAGGACAGAGUGAAAUAGCAAAAGAUGCUUUAAAUAAAUUAUAUCAAUAUUAAUAGGAAUACAAUGGUGAGCAAGAAGAAUUAAGAUAAUAUUAUGAAUGUAUAUAUUAUAAACUAUUGAGAAAUGAUAAAAGAUAAAGAGAAGGAAUUAACAUAGAAGUAUGAAAUAUAAUUGUAGUAAUUGGAAAUGAUGAAUUAGAGUUAAAGAAUAUCGGAACCUAAAUUUGCUUAAGAACUUUAAAAGAAAUUAAAAGAUAUGGCAACAAAAGAAGAAUUGUAUUUGGAAGAAAUAGAGAUUUUGAAAAAUAAAUUAAAUUAAAAAAAGUCUUCUGUUAAAGAGAAAGUAUUAUUAAUUAAUUUAAAUUUUUAGGAGUUAAGAUAAAAAUUAAUUGAUUUAGAAGUGAAAUUGUAAGAUUGGGACGAUAAUUUGGAUCGAUGUAAAUAAUUAGAAUAUGAAAACUAAUGUCUUUAAAGUAAAAUAAAGUAAUUGGAGAAAUAAAUUCAAAGAAAAGAAGAAAAAGAGAGAAGAUUGAGAGAUGAAUGGAAUAAAUAGUAUUAAGAUUUGUAAACUGAAGUUAAAGUAUAGAGUAAAUGUAAUUUAGUAUUGGAAAAAUGAAAUGGAUAAAGUCAUAAUGGAAAACAAUCUUGUUCUUUCUAAAAUAACUCCAUCCAAAAAAAAAUAUUGA
Messenger RNA from Paramecium sonneborni, 1090 nucleotides. The record is from the annotation of a GenBank genome assembly. NCBI's taxonomy places the organism in Eukaryota, Ciliophora, Oligohymenophorea, Peniculida, Parameciidae.